Erinaceus europaeus (western European hedgehog) is the source of this 1595-nucleotide messenger RNA. RefSeq names its product ovo like zinc finger 3 (gene OVOL3). Gene Ontology annotation, biological process: regulation of transcription by RNA polymerase II; epidermal cell differentiation. The record is from RefSeq and is a predicted model, not a curated record. The coding region runs from base 910 to 1554 and encodes 214 amino acids. The transcript is spliced from 3 exons. Gene Ontology annotation, cellular component: nucleus. Gene Ontology annotation, molecular function: DNA-binding transcription factor activity, RNA polymerase II-specific; RNA polymerase II cis-regulatory region sequence-specific DNA binding. NCBI's taxonomy places the organism in Eukaryota, Metazoa, Chordata, Mammalia, Eulipotyphla, Erinaceidae.
UAAAUAAAUAAAUAAAGCCUUUUGAGGGCCUCUCCAGAUUUUGGCAGAACCCUUUUAGUUCAUGACCUGUGAGAGAGUGGAGGAGUGCUAAACCCAGCGGUCACUAGGGGGACUUGGACUGAAAAGACAGCAUAAUUAUGCAAGACUUUUAUGCCUGAGCCUCGCAGGCCCCAGGUUCAAUCUCCAACACCACCAUAAGCCAAAGCUAUGUAGUGCUCUUGUCAAAAAAUAUAACAACCACGAAGCAGUGUUUUAUGCCAAGUAAUGCUGUUGAACUGGCAGCCCUGGGCACUAGAAUGGCAGAACCUCUUGCCUGAAGAUAACACACCUGGAUCCCCAAUUUGUCUUUACCUGUAACACCCAGUUGUCCCCUACCUUCUGGAGCAAGGCAAUCACAGCUGUUGCUCCUCUUCCAUGGAUUGCUGCUGCGAUUUGAAUAACCAAGCAGGCUGCUGGAUGUCUGGUGACUGACUGAUUUGCCUAGCAAACCGACCCUCAAGUCCUUCCCCUGUAGAACUUUGGAAAGACAUUUGACCUCCCCACCUUUUUUUUUGAGUUGGGGUGGGGGUGUCUGUGUUUCCUCUUCUAACCCCCAUGAGCUCCUCAGGCUUCUCUCUCACCCUUGCUGGACCUUUCUUGGUCCUUGUGCUUCUCUACCCUGGAAGCUGAAGAGUGUCUCCAGAAACAAAGCACAGCAGAGCGGGAGGCCCAGCUGGCCCCAACAUAGAAGUAACUGGAGCCAGCUAGGUCUGUUCCUGGGGCCUGUCAUGAAAUUUGCAUGGAGAGAAUGUGCUCCUGCGUGUCUUCCCCCCGCCCUUCCCACCUGGGAGAGUCCUCCAGGGGCAGAGGUCUGACAGUGGGCAGAAGAGCAGUCCAGUGUGCCAAGCCAUUUCUCCAUCCUCAGACGUGAUGCCCCGUGCCUUCCUGGUCAGGAGUCGGCGUCCGCAGCCACCCAACUGGGGGCACCUGCCUGACCAGCUCCGAGGAGACACCUAUGUGCCAGGUGGGGCCAGCACUGGGUCUGGAAGUGAGGGGCAGGGGAGACAAAGCAUCAUACCCUUCUGUUUUCUCUCCUCAGACUGCAGCAACCUUGGGGGGCAACCCACACACCAACCUUCCAGCCUUGGGGACACUUGGGCAGUGCCCAUGAAGGGCACUCUGGCUGCCACCCCCAGGGGCUCUGGGACACUUGGCUGCCCACUCUGCCCCAAGGCCUUCCCACUGCAGCGCAUGCUGACUCGGCACCUCAAGUGCCACAGCCCUGCCCGCCGUCAUGUGUGCCGCUGUUGUGGCAAAGGUUUCCAUGAUGCUUUUGACCUCAAGCGCCACAUGAGAACUCACACAGGAAUCCGGCCAUUCCGCUGUGGAGCUUGUGGGAAAGCAUUCACGCAGCGCUGCUCACUGGAGGCACAUCUUGCCAAGGUGCACGGGCAGCCUGCCAGCUACGCUUACCGGGAGCGUCGUGAAAAGCUGCAUGUGUGUGAGGACUGUGGCUUCACCAGCUCCAGGCCUGACGCCUAUGCACAGCACCGUGCCUUGCACCAGGCCACCUGAAACAGCACCCUGAUUCCUACCCAAGAGAGGCAAAUAAAUAU